Messenger RNA from Gastrolobium bilobum, 719 nucleotides. RefSeq lists its product as uncharacterized. The transcript has a single exon. Bases 198 to 407 code for a protein of 69 amino acids. NCBI's taxonomy places the organism in Eukaryota, Viridiplantae, Streptophyta, Magnoliopsida, Fabales, Fabaceae. The record is from RefSeq and is a predicted model, not a curated record.
UGCAUCCAACCGGGUUGUUUUGUCUAUUUGUGUCCCCACCCAACCUCAAAACAAACGUGGAGUCUCUCUCUCUCUUCUACUCCUAAAGUCCUAGAUCUUUCUCAAAACCGCUCCAUUUCUGAUCUUAGGAUCUCCUUUACCCUUUGUGUUCCUGUGUCGUGCCUCUAAAAAAAAGAAAAAAAGCUUGGAAAGAAGAGAUGGCGGAUUGGGGUCCGGUGGUGGUAGCGGUGGUACUGUUUGUGCUGUUGAGUCCAGGGUUGUUGUUUCAGAUACCAGGAAGGGGAAGGGUGGCUGAGUUUGGGAAUAUGCAAACUAGUGGAGCUUCCAUUCUUGUUCAUGCCAUCAUCUACUUUGGCCUCAUCACUAUCUUCCUCGUUGCCAUUGGCGUUCACAUCUACACUGGGUAACUUUCUACUCUCUUUUUUUCUCAAUCUCAAAUGGGAGGUGGAUCUCAAUAGAUUUUCUUUUGCUUAUGUUUUUAUCUCCCUUUUAGUUUUUACAUUACCUUGUAAGUGUGUAUUGUAUUGUAUCUAUAUGUGGGCUGGGCUAGCUAGAGCUCUGGAAUAUUCCUCAUUUUGGUACUGUGCUUGAUGCUUCCCCAAUCCUCACCCCCCAAAAAAAUUUAAAAUUAAAUUUAAAAAGGAUAAGGAAGAUAUUGUUUUCGUGCUAUAUGAAUCAUUGUCUUGUUGCUUUGUGACGGUGGGUUUGUGAACAUUAUU